AUGCCACGGGGGAAACAGACUGGUUUUCGAGCGCAACGGUUUGAACGGAGGACUACCGCGAAGAGAAAUCGGAUUGAAGAAGAGCCAGUGGAUAUCAGGUCUGAUUCUGAGGAGACACCCAACCCCUCAGCAUCGGCAAAACAGGCUAAGAGGGUGCGAUGGGGAGGCAGUGUUGGCACCUCUGAGGAUACCGAAGAUGAGGAAGACGACAAUAUGAUAACUAACGGUGUCAAGAUAUGUUUAGCUGCAUCGUGUCAAUUCGGCAGAAUUGGAUGCGCAUACUAUGAUCCAGUAAAAUGCACGAUACACGUUUUCGAAGACACUCAAGAGAACAAGCACUUCGAUUUGACGAAGAUGAUACUUGGACAAGCUAGUCCAGACAUCGCUCUCACCAGUUCGAAGGCAGAUGAUAAUUUCAUGAAUAUUCUCCGCGAUCAUAUGGGUGCUUCCGGAGGUACAUUCCAGAUCAGACCUCACAAAGAUUUCUCUACAAUUAAAGGUCGCGAUCGAGUCUUAUCUUUACGCCUUCUCGCGGAAUUACCCAUGGACAACUUUGAUUCUCGUAUCACUUCUGACCCUGGCUCAGUUUCUGAGCCAAGAAAUGCGUAUGAUUUUAUGCGCAGUAGGGGACAGGCAGGAGUGGACCCCACUAUGCAAUGUUGGAAUGCCUCCAUCCGUCUGUCGAACUACGCAUCUCUGGAGGGAUCGCCUCUCUGUCUUGGCUCAAUUGGGGCGCUACUUGAUCACCUCGCUCGAGUACGCGCGGUCGGCAGCCUUGAGGACGAGGGCGUUGGAGGUUUAGAGGUCCGCGGAAUUGAAGCACUCACGCUAGAGCAGACUAUGCAGAUCAACGCAGAUGCCCUUUUCUCGCUGCAGAUCUUCGAGGAUGAGACGCACGCGUCGAUCCACUCGGACAAGACGAAGGAAGGGCUGUCGCUGUUUGGCAUCCUGAACAAUACCAAGACGACUCUAGGCCGCGCCAUGCUGCGUGAAUGGCUUCUCCGCCCGUCCAUGAGUUUGCCCAUCAUUAAUGCGAGGCACGAUGCUCUUGCGUGUUUCCUGCGGCCGGAGAACCAGGUGACUGCGGAUGCGAUGCAUACUCAUCUGAAGGGGAUCAAGAAUGUUCCGCGCAUCCUUGCAGCCAUGCGAGCUGGGCGGGCCAAGGUGUCGGACUGGCAGGGUCUUGUCAAGUUUACCUUCCAUACCUUGAUGCUGCGAGAUGCGCUGUUUGAGCUAGCUCAUGCAAGCAGUGUUCCGAUUGUCAAGCGACUUAUUGAAGCCUUAGAUGUUGCGAGCUCCAAGGAGGUUGGGACAGCAGUAAAUGAAACUGUUGACUGGGAAGAAUCAGCGAACGCAGGUCGCAUUUGUGUGAGACCACACAUUGAUGAAGAGCUGGAUAGGCUCAAGCACAUCUACAACGGUAUUGAUGCCGUCCUUUCAAGAGUCGCGCAGAACGUAUCAGCCAAGGUUCCUCCAGACUAUGCCUCGACCUUAAAUGUUGUAUAUUUUCCUCAACUCGGGUUUCUCGUCUGUGUGCCGAUGCUGGAAGAAUGGAAGACAGAGCAAGGGAUCACUGUCUUGGAUGGCUGGAGCUUCCAGUUUUCGUCCGAAUCUCACGUCUACUUCAAAACAGACGAGAUGCACGACAUGGACAAUCAUAUCGGCGACCUGCAUCCCUCCAUUGUUGACCGGGAAAUAGAGAUCGUGCAAUCUCUCCAGGAUAGAAUACUGGUAUAUGAUGAACAUAUGGGCCAUGCAUGCGACGUAUGCGCGGAACUGGACUGCCUUCUAUCCUUUGCGCAAGCUUCCCGUGCAUGUGACUACAGGCAGCCACAGAUGACAGAGGAUAAUAUUCUAGAUAUCAAACAGGGAAGACAUCCCUUACAGGAGAUUGUCGUGGAUACUUUCGUUCCAAAUGAUGCGUUCCUAGUCGGUGGCGCCGGAGUCGAUUCAGAUGUUCCUGAAUAUCUGAGCGAGAUUAACUCGGAUGAAAUUGAACGCAGGCAGGAACAAAAUAGCAUCAUCAUAUGCACAGGCGCGAACGCCUGCGGCAAGAGUGUUUACCUCAAACAGGUUGCGCUGAUCCAGUACAUGGCACAGAUCGGAUGCUUCGUCCCAGCCGAAUCUGCGACCCUCGGCGUGGUCGACAAGAUUUUCACGAGGAUCCAGACUCGAGAGUCGGUCUCAAGAGUGACUAUUUCUACCUCUUGCGUCAUGUGGCUUGCUCGACUGAACUGGCUGCACGCGAAUACUAUUAACCAGGUCCAGUCUGCGUUCAUGAUCGAUCUGAACCAAGUGAUGCUCACGACACGCAAAGGUAAGCUGCUGGGUGCAAGUGCAGGCGCGGAGGAGACAGAAGACGAAGCCGACGACGAGGCAGACACUAUAGUUGACGAGGAGGAACGCGCUACGCUGGCGCCGGGCGAGCGCAUCACCUAUCUGUAUCGAGUUGCAAAGGGUCUGUCACUGGACUCGCAUGCCGCUCUUUGCGCGGAAAUCUUCGGUGUCCCGCGGCGCGUUGCACAGCGGGCUCGACACGUUAGCAAGCUACUGGCGAUGCAUGCGCUGGGGCAGCUGUUGGAUGAGGAGAUGGGCGAGGAAGAGCGAAAGGACUUGCAGGAUGCAGAGGAUGUGUGUAGGCGGUUCCUCGCAUGGGAGCUGGACCGGUAUGCGCGUGGAUCCGGGAACGAAGAUCAGGAUGAGAGUGACGGUGUCAAGUCGGUAUUGGCCCAGGUGCUGGGGCGCGAGGUUGAAGAAUAA
Molecule: messenger RNA, 2760 nt
Organism: Sparassis crispa
Lineage: Eukaryota; Fungi; Basidiomycota; Agaricomycetes; Polyporales; Sparassidaceae
Exons: 24
Coding region: 1-2760 (919 amino acids)
Biological process (GO): mismatch repair; chiasma assembly
Cellular component (GO): nucleus
Molecular function (GO): ATP-dependent DNA damage sensor activity; mismatched DNA binding; ATP binding
Source: RefSeq, a predicted model, not a curated record